Molecule: messenger RNA, 810 nt
Organism: Serpula lacrymans var. lacrymans S7.9
Lineage: Eukaryota; Fungi; Basidiomycota; Agaricomycetes; Boletales; Serpulaceae
Exons: 5
Coding region: 1-810 (269 amino acids)
Source: RefSeq, a predicted model, not a curated record
AUGGUCUAUCUCAAUGGCCAAGGUCUCCCAACAAACCUCACUCCGGAGGACUUUGCCCAAAUUCAGGACAUUCUGAGCAAUGCUUGGGCUUCGGCCACUCGGGACACGUAUGGCACGGGCCUUCUUGCCUUCCACAUCUUCUGCGACAAGAAAGCAAUCCCAGAAGUCCAGCGGGCCCUGGCAAGCCAAGUCCUCCUUGCAGCCUUUGUGGCUACCAUAGCAGGUGCCUAUGCUACCUCCACCAUCUGUAAUUACCUGGCCAGGGUCCGCAUAUGGCACAUUCUCCAUGGCAUGAGGCUAAGCAAACUCAACCUCAACACCCCACUCCACGUGGCAGUCUUCACUUGCCUAAUGACCACCUUCUACUCCAUGGCUCGAUUAGGGGAAUUCACACUCCCUAAUCUCUGCUCCUUGUCCUUUUCUCCCAUCACACACGUCACACCAGCUCAUGUAUCCUCCUCCAAAGACCGGAACAACCUCCGUGAAGAUGUCCUCUGGACUCAUCAGGAGGGCCCUACCGACCCAGAAGCAGCUCUCCUCAACCACUUCCGAGUCAACAACCCCCUGCCAAACACCCCCCUUUUUGCAUAUGCCCACAAGCAUUCCCACAAGGCCCUCACCAAGGCAAAAUUCCUCCAGUACCUGCUCCGGGGCCUUCCUUUUGAUGUAGUAAAGGUCCACAGUCACUGGUCAAGCGAUGCCUUCACCCUUUAUCUUCACAAACACUCUCAGAUUCUAGCCCUCUAUAUCCAAGCAGCUCCAGUGGUCCACAACCAAUUUGUCCGCUUAACUAUGCCCCCUGUCCGUUAA